This is a messenger RNA of Micropterus salmoides (largemouth bass), 5370 nucleotides long. RefSeq names its product solute carrier family 35 member E1 (gene slc35e1). NCBI's taxonomy places the organism in Eukaryota, Metazoa, Chordata, Actinopteri, Centrarchiformes, Centrarchidae. The transcript is spliced from 6 exons. The coding region runs from base 70 to 1206 and encodes 378 amino acids. Gene Ontology annotation, molecular function: antiporter activity. The record is from RefSeq and is a predicted model, not a curated record. Gene Ontology annotation, cellular component: Golgi apparatus.
UGAGCAGCGCUUCCUUCCCGGACGCAGCCAGACACACACCACCGGUGCCUCGUCACUCCGCGCUGGAAGAUGGCUGCGGCGGACCGGCCCCCGGUCAGGGAAGGGAUCCGGAUAUUUGUAUUGUGUGUAUGCUGGUACACGGUCAGCUCGGGAGGCAACAUCGUCAACAAAAUCAUCCUCAAUGGAUUCCCGUACCCGGUCACAGUCUCUCUGUUUCACAUAAUUUCUAUCGUCGUCUUCCUCCCGCCGUUGUUGCGGGCAUGGGGAGUCCCCAAAACAGAACUGCCGAGCAGGUAUUACCGGUGGUACAUCCUGCCUUUAGCCUUCGGAAAAUACUUUGCAUCAGUCUCGGCUCACUUCAGCAUAUGGAAAGUACCCGUUUCAUAUGCGCACACCGUCAAAGCCACAAUGCCAAUAUGGGUUGUACUUUUAUCAAGAAUUAUCAUGAGGGAGAAGCAAACCACAAAGGUGUAUAUAUCGCUCAUUCCCAUCAUUGGCGGCGUGCUGCUGGCCACAGCGACUGAGCUGUCCUUUGAUGUUUCAGGACUAAUCAGCGCUCUGGCUGCCACGCUGUGCUUCUCUUUGCAGAACAUCUUCUCCAAAAAGGUGUUGCGUGACACAAGUAUCCACCACUUGAGGCUGCUCAACAUCCUGGGCUUUAAUGCUGUGAUCUUUAUGCUGCCCACCUGGGUCCUGGUUGAUCUCUCUGUGUUUCUUGUCAAUGGAGACCUGUCGGACAUGUCCGGAUGGACGAGUACCAUCGUCCUCCUGCUCAUCAGCGGCUUCUGCAACUUCGCUCAGAACGUCAUUGCCUUCAGCGUACUUAACAUCGUCAGCCCGCUCAGCUACGCCGUCGCCAACGCCACCAAGAGAAUCAUGGUCAUUAGUAUCUCAUUGCUAAUGCUGCGCAACCCGGUCACCCUCACAAACGUCCUGGGUAUGAUGACUGCCAUAGUCGGGGUCUUCCUCUACAACAAGGCCAAGUACGACGCUAACAAGCAGAAGAAGCUGCUGCCCAGCGCCAAGCAGGACCUGAUGUCCUUUGACAACCCAGCGCUGGAGAAGAUCCAGGCCAACGGGUCAGUGCCUUUCUCCCAUGGCUCAGAGCAGCAGCACAGCUGGAACAACGUGCUGACCGACCACUUUCAGUACAGCCGGCAGGCCUACACGACAAACUACAGCGGCAACCACCAGUAUGUGGUGUAAGGGCCUGCCCUCGCUCUGGGUUGCUGUCAUGGACUUUACUGUGUGUAGCCACCCUCCCAGCAGCGGGUCUUCACAGGCCCACAACCCAAGACUGAAGGCAAGUGCUGUUUGUUCUGGAUAGGAAGAAUGAGAUGCGUCGGUCAAGAUGGGCCAGUGACGUGACCUCUCCCACGCUCCUCCCUGUCUAAACUUCACUUCUGUAUGUCAUUGUUUAUUUAUACUUUGUUACAGACAGUAUGUGAUGGUCCGAGAGACAACAAAACUUAAAUCACUUUUCAGAUAUUUUGGUGACAGAUUCAGCCAUGUUAAUCAAACACAGAAAUGUGCCACAGCAGGUGGAAAAGUAAAAGGUAGUUGAUAAAUGAUUUGCACCUUUAUUGUCUGAAAAUGUCUUGAGUUUUGUUUUCACCACCAGCUGUCAUUUGUUUUGGGUUGUUUUGUUCACUUUCAGAGGAAAGGAUGUAAUUAUUUACUCUGAACGCUACCUUGCACCGAAACAAGAGUCUCCCAGGACAAAUCUCAGUGGAAGGCCUUAACAUUUUGGUUUUAGGUGUUUCAUGUUUUGGAUAGACAUUUUUCUUCAUGAGGCAUCUGUAAUGAUGCGAGGAGAAACAAUUUGCUUGUUGUCCUCCAUCAAGAAAACAGAUUCCACUGCUCUAAAAGCUUCAGGCAGAUGGGAGUUGUUUGUGGACAGUGGAGGAUUUAACGGUCACUUAAAAAGAGUUUGGAAAUUUGUGGUCUGGUGACUGUGCUCGCUUUCCAAAGGGGUUCAUGCCUGAUGAAGAAAAAUGCCCAAAUUUCAAAAUUAAAAUUAAAAAUUAAAAAAGAUUUAUUGUCUGCAUGAAGUUGAUGCUCGUAAACUUGUUGCACACUCAGAUCAUUAAACUUUCCGUCACACUUGUUUUCAGCUGGUGUUUUAACUGCCACUGUCGAAAAACACACACAAAGUCUCCAUGUCUUUGAAUCAUGAUAAACCUUCAUGAAAACCAAGAGUGAGACCAGUUCUGUUAACCGAACAGUCAGUGACCUCCCACAGAUCUGUUCCUUUUCAUUAUUUAUUUCGUUAACAUGAAGCAUUGGUGUAAAAAAAAAAAAAAGUUAAAGCUUACAUUCACCAAAACAAAGCAUCCUACCAUCUACAACAGAUCAUACUAUAAAGGAUGCUCAUGCUUCAUCUUUCUUCUAGAGUCUAACCAUGUUAAAUGUAAUAGAGAUGUUAAAAUCCAUCACAAAUGCUAUCACAAAUUGAUUAUUGGUAUUUAUUGAUCUGCAAAGCUACUCAGGCAGAGUGAGAUUUUCUCUCCUGUCAAGGUGAUUUUUCAGUCUCAACCAAAGCUGCUCUGUCGUGUUUUAUGUUGGGGGGGGGGGUUUGUUUGUUUGUAAACAGAGGCCCGGUUUGAGUUUGCACAUCAUAAAACUAAAAUGUGUUUUUCAGAUUGACUCUUUCUGCCAAGUGACUUUAUAGUUCUGGUGUUUUUAAUUUAAAGCAUUUUUUGUAACAUUGCUUUGUCAGACAGUCACUGGACAGACUUGAUUCAAAAUGAGACAUGCAUGAAAUCUGAGGUUUGGUUUGUACAAUUAAAGACUAACUGUAAUUUCAGGACAAGAUAUUUGAUUAUGAUUAUUGAUUACAAUGUCUGCAAAAUUGGUAACCAAUAAUCAUUUGAUAAUGUAAAGUGUGGGUUUUGUUGUUGUUGUGUUUUUUUUUUUUUGUUUUUUUUUACUGCUUGAGGAACUGUUUAAUUUAGGAAACAUCUGUCACUUGGUUUUCUCCUGGCAGGAUAGCUUGUGCUCUCUCUCUCUCUAUCAUGCACACUGAGCAUCUCACUGCAGCAAUAUAAAGUUUUUUAUGAUAUUUUUUUUCCUGAAAUCAAUGUUAUGUAAUUCUGCUCAUUUAUAUUGUAGGGACAACGCACGUAUAUUGAACUUUUGUAAAAGUGCCAGUUGUAGCCCGUGAGCUUGCUUGUUUGUUUUUUCAGCUGUAGAGCCUGGUAGAUGUGGGUAAAAGGGAUAGUGCGGUUGUAUUCUAAUAAUAGGUCUUUUUUGUGUGUGUGUGUGUGUGUGUGUGUGUGUGUACUAUGUUUGCCUUUUUAAAACACUCACAGUAUUUAGUCUGGAGAAAAACCCCGAAAGAGCUCUGAGGGGUCAGUGCUCUCUGUGCUUCCCAGAGACAAACUAGCAUCAACAACUGUCUGUUUAAUCUUUUUUUUUUAAAUUUAUAGAACAAACUAGCUCUUAUUGCUGAGAUGGUUUGAGUUUAUAGGAUCUUGGGAACCCAAAGCUCUGUUUUUCUACAUCAGGGAGAGAAAUUACUGGCGUAUGUAGGUAACAAAAUAUCCUGUAUUUAAAGAAAGACCAGAAAAGUAGAAACACCUGUUUGUAAUGUAGGGAAUUGGACUGCUGCUGUCGUUUGUGUGCUGAUUAUUGUACACUUUGAGGCUGUAGUUUGUGGUGUUGGACUGCGUUAAAUUAUAACGUAUACCACUAACGACAGCCUCAAAAGUAUUAGGAGUUGAAUGAAAACCUCCUGAGCAACAGUAGCAUUUAUCCACUGGAACUUUUUUCACAUUAUGAAAACCUCAAAACUUCAUUACCAACAUUUUCCAUCUAAACAUUGAACUAAAUUACUGUGUAAUGUGAAAGUGUUUGUGCUCAUGAUGCCACAACAGCAGAGAAUUAACUCCCAUUUCUGUCGCUCUAUGGUGGAUGGGUUUUACAGCUGCACACAUCCCAACUAAAUAGUUAGAAAUAGUUAAUGUCACUGCUCUCACCCCCCAAGCAGCAUCAUUUAAAAGCACCUGUUAUAAUUAGCAUUUAGCAUCUAAUAGCUAAAACACCAGAUAUUUCUUAGGACUUCGUGAAGACCCAAACAGACUUUUAAAGAAGAGUGGAUGUCAUUCAAAAAGGGGUCAGAAAUAUAAAUAGAUUUUUUCUAUUUCACUGUAACAUCUUCGUAUUUUCUACCACUUUAAUAUGAACAAGCAGGUGACUGAAAAUACUGCUUUAUGGGCAUCUGUCCAGAUGUAUUAUUAAACACUAAGCGCCGCCAAUCCCUCAAGGAGACUUGCACACAAGACUUCAACUCUAAAGCCUAAAUAUUUACAGACCAAAUAUUUACAGAUCUUUCAAACAGCUUUUUUGUUGCAUUUUUAGCUAACUGAUUGUCACUCUGUUGCCUCGUUUAUAAAAAGCACUUAUUGUAAAUCUUAAAUAAAAUGCACACUUAAAUCUUCAUACUAUCAGAUUGGUGCAGUAAAUCGAGAAUGUGACAUUAUGCCCCUCUAGAUGAGUAGAUAAACUUUUUAUGUGACGAACAGAAAAAAAUCCAUAAUCCACUAUUGUGAGGGGUGAAAAAUAAAAUAUCCAAACUUUUAUCAGCUGGAGAAAAAUGUGAUUCUGCAUGAAAGCAGUGUGACAUCCACAAACAUCAAAGACAAAACUGAAACCGUUCAUCAAAGAAAUGACACAAUCCUUUCAUACUUUAGGAACUCUCAUGCAAUCUGCUAUCUGCAAUCUUUGUGCUCAUUUCCCCAAAUUCUGUGAUUAUAUCCUGAAUUAUUUGGACAGUAACAAUCAACGUGAAUGCAUUUUGGGACAGGCUACGUUGGGAGAAAGGAGAAACAAUAGUACACGUGAGAUUUAACUUUGUCUUGAUAAUCGCACCGUCCGCUGCAGCAGCAGAUGUUUUUAGACUCUCUCAUUCCUUCAUGUUUUUGUUCCUCAUGUUGCCAAAAGCAGAGAUAUAUAACCUUUCUGAUGCUGAUGCACCACAGGACACCCUUGUGGAUAAGAUGUGAAAAUUCAUAAACCUUUUUUAUAAUUUUUUUGAUUUUCAGUGUCCUGCUGGCUGUUUCUGUAAAGCAAGCUAACUGGGAAAACUGUUGAUUUGGAUGUCGGCUGUAAAGCUUUUAGCUGGGAUGUAAAUGUUAAUGAGUGGAGGGGGAAGGGGAUGUAAAACUUGUACAAUUAUUAUUUUUGUCUGUCUUUAAUGGAUCUUGAGACAGAAUUUUUACUUAACCGAUGUUUAUAGAUUUUUAUUUAUGGUGUCAUGGUACAAGAAUGCUGUACAGAGGUGCAGCUACCCACAGUCUUGUCUGCUUAUGUUUAGUAAAUGCCAUUUUUAAAUGUUGGGAGGGGGAAAUAAAUGCAUUAUGGAAUAAUGAA